Messenger RNA from Fopius arisanus, 1300 nucleotides. Its product is annotated as phospholipase B1, membrane-associated. The transcript is spliced from 7 exons. The coding region runs from base 30 to 1289 and encodes 419 amino acids. Lineage: Eukaryota; Metazoa; Arthropoda; Insecta; Hymenoptera; Braconidae. Gene Ontology annotation, biological process: phospholipid metabolic process. Gene Ontology annotation, molecular function: glycerophospholipase activity. The record is from RefSeq and is a predicted model, not a curated record.
CAUCGUCCAGUUGACCCACGGACUGAGUUAUGUGGAAUCGGUGGAAAUUGAUGAAAAUGUCCUUGGUCCUGAUAAGUAUUAUCCAAUUUAUUUCCUCGUCAAAUUGUCAAAGGACGGCUCUUGAUAGCCCUGCAAACAUUCAGCUACUACGAAUUUUUAAGGAUUUUGGCUCAAGACUAAUAGGUAAUGCUAAUUUUGCACAAGCAAGAUUAUUGAGAGAUGCCAAAGAGCGUGACAACACCCAGUAUCGAAUCCCCGAUAGCUUCCCAUUUCCCUGCAACACAACAGCUGGCAGAUCAACAACAGUGCCGACUUCAGUGAAUAAAUUACGACCUGGGGAUAUCGAUGUGAUUGGUGCGAUGGGGGAUUCUCUGACUGCUGGCUUCGGAAUAUAUGCGACAAAAUUUUUGGAUAUGUUUAUCGAAAAUCGGGGAAGUUCGGCCUUCGGAGGGGGUCAAGGCACAUGGCGAGAUACAUUGACUCUUGCCAAUAUCCUCAAGGAAUUCAACAAGAAUCUGUUCGGAUUUGCAACGGGAGAUGCGUGGAGUCAUCAUCCUGCGUCUCAAUUCAACGUAGCUGAAAGUAUAUCGAUGUCAAGAGACUUGCCAUACAUGGCACAAUGCCUCAUCAAACGAAUGAGGAAUGAUCCUCGAGUUGAUCUGCUGAACCAUUGGAAACUGGUGACGAUUUUCAUUGGCGCCAAUGAUUUCUGCUCCAACAUGUGCUGGAUUCCUUCAGCCUGGGCCUCCCUCGAUAAUCACAAGGCCGAUAUGAUGACAACCCUUCGACUUCUCAGGGACAAUUUACCUCGUACUCUAGUUUCAAUAGUGCCACCUCCACACAUGCAGACCCUAGUGGAAAUGAGAGGGCGAUCCAAACUCUGUCGGAUUACAACAGAUUUUGAAUGCUCUUGCAUGUUUGGGUUAACCUUCAGACAUCGGAGAGAAGAGUUCUACGAGAUAAAUCGAAGAUGGAUAGCUUUAGAUGAAGAGAUCGGCACCUAUUCCGAAUUCCAGACUAAAGACUUCGCUGUUGUUAUUCAACCAUUCACAACGAAUGUCCAGUUCCCAACAUUGCCAGAUGGAAAAACAGAUUUUCGAUAUCUUUCAGCUGAUUGCUUUCAUCUCAGUCAAAUUGCAAAUGCACGAACUGCAUUUUCCGUUUGGAGAGAUUUACUAGAACCUGUCAGCAGCAAGACUCGUUCCUGGGAUGAACUUGAUCCUGCCCUUGAUAAUUUUCCCUGUCCUACGAGGGAGAGGCCAUUUAUUGCAACAUUAGGCAACAGUUGAUACAGUUUCAC